Messenger RNA from Prunus avium (sweet cherry), 626 nucleotides. Lineage: Eukaryota; Viridiplantae; Streptophyta; Magnoliopsida; Rosales; Rosaceae. The record is from RefSeq and is a predicted model, not a curated record.
CAAAAAAGGUUUCUGUAUCGGCCUAGACCAGGAUAUAUCAUUCCAUGUUGUAGAGUAGAGAAGCCGACUUCAGGAUCUUGCUCUGAGAUUCCACCCUCAACUUUUAAAUUCCGUGGCGAGAACUAUUUCAAUUGGUCCACCAUCCAGAGAUAACGAAAGCAAACUGCUCUGAACUACAGUCCAUAUACUCCAAUAGGUGUUGAAGUGUUUGUAUGCCCAAAAAGAUACAUCACAUUGCCGAGCAUCUUGAGCUUCCCAAAGUGAAAGCAAAUGAGAAAGUGUUCAUUGUAAACAUACAGUUGCCUACUUAUCAUGCUGCAAUGUUUCUUGGUAAUAGUGAUGGAAAGGGGAUGAGUCUUGUAAUGUUUAUUUAUGAGAAUUUUGAUAAAGACUUCUCUCCUCAAUUCCAGGACAGCAUCAAGAAAAUGGUUGACAAUGAGACGGAAAAAGUUAAAGGAUUCGCAAAGGACUCCACUGCACCUUUUAGAGAAAGACUAAAGAUCUUGGCUGGGAUGGUAAAUCCUGAGGAUCUCGGUCGGAGUUCUGCUGAAAAGAAGCUUGUACAUGCAUAUAAUGACAAACCAGUUCUUUCACACCCCCAACACAAUUUUGACAAGCAAAGCUGA